AACGUUAUUGAAAAUUUAAAAGAAAGUUAUAUUCCGAUAUCGAUCCGAGGAGCUAAAUCCAACCGCAUAUUUAUUCGCAUUUCUCAAAUAUAAUACCCUUUGCAAAGAGUGGCAAACACACAGGCCGAGAAUCCCCCUUCCCCCCCUCCACAAAUUCAAAUCCUCGAAAUCUCUCGAGAAAAAGAAGGAGUAGCUCUCGCAUUCGACAAAUCCACCACGAUACCUUUGAAUAAUUCGCCUGCUCCUCCGCUCCUGCUUCUCCUCCUACUAUACCACAUCCUCUGGGGAAGCUGGAACCCCGUCUCCCGGUUUCUCGAGGAGGAGAGGGAAGGGCGGGCGCGCGAUAUGACGGCGUACAUAGACACGGGUUUAUCUACCUGACGACCUUGCCGUUUAAAAAAUCCCAGAGUGGCCGGCAGAGAGGCUCGAGCGGGCGGCGUGCACCAUCCGCGAGCCAGUUCCGACGUAGAGAGCGGACGACUAAGACUAAUCCUAAUAGAGUUGUGCGCCUGCCGGCCGUUUCCGCGCCACCGUGUCCGCGCUUCCUUCCUUUCGUGAGAAGACGGGAGAGAAUCCGCGAGGUACGUGUGUGUUGUCCAUGCCAGUCGGCCUGCGAUCCUCGUCCGCCAGUGAUCCACCAACCAGUCGCGAUUAAUAUGGGCGCCUGGAUGUCCUGGCUGAUCCUGUUGCAGCUGUCGUCCGUGCUCGCGCAUGGCUACGACAACGUGGGAUUCGACGGCUGGUAUCAACCGGUUCCGCAUCGGCCGGUCGACAUCAUCACAGACGUUAUUAACGACCUAGGCGUGCGGAUUCUGCAGCAGUACACGGCCCACGGGAACGUUGCAUUCUCGCCGACGGGGGUUGGCUUCGUCCUGGCCGCGCUCUACGAGGGCUCGGCCGGCAGAGGAAAACAGCAAAUCGUCGAUGCUCUCGGCCUACCCAGGGAUCGAGACAUCACCAGGAUCGGUUUUCGCGAUAUUCAUCGUAGAUUGAGGACGUAUCUGAACGCGGACGGAUUUCUCGGCGGUUUGACGCUCAAUCACGAGAACACAAGAUUGAGGCCUGAAUACGAAGACAUUCUGAGAUUCUAUGGAUUCGAUUUGUCCAUUCCUGAAGAGGAAAUGAACGAAACUACUUUUGUUCCUGAAACAACAAAUAAUGUGAUGACUGAACAAUCAACGAUAGAAACGAAGACGGUAAUUCCUGAUGAAAUUACCACGCAAUCUAUUACUACACGAGGUAUGCAGAGUUCUGAAACCACUAGUGAAACACCAAUAUCGACUACAUCCUCGGUCGAAUUGACUGAAAUAACCUCAAGCACGAUGGACGAGCAGAAUAAAUUGACGCAAACUACUUCUGCUGCUACUAUUUUAACGAAUGAUUCUAAUGCUGCUACUACCGUGUCAAGUUCGAUCGUCGUAACUUCAUCAUCCAUCGAGACAACGACCUCUUCGAUACCUACGAUUAUGCCUAACUUAAUUACAACUUCAUCUUCCGAGAUAAUAACUACGUCAUCCAUUACUAAUACACCACCUUCUAUUACAUCUUCUACUACUUCUACUACUCCUGUUCUAAUUACUACUGUAGCUUCUACAAUUUCUGAAGAACCACAGACGACCAUUGCAAAUCUUACUCAACCUAUAACUACAGUCACUUUGUCUAACCAAUCUCCAAGUACCGGGGAAAGUACGAAUACUUUGUCAACUUCAACAAGUACUUCCACUCCAUCUACUACUACUAUUACUACUACUACUUCUACUACUACUACUACUACUAGUACUACUUCUAUUCCAUCUUCCACUUCUGAAACGCCAUUACCACCAUCUACCACGUCAAUCAUCCUAGAAACUCCAGAAUCGACAACCAUUUCUACCGGUCAAACGACCGAAGAAUCUGUAAUUAUGACUAAACCUAUCCCAGAGUCAACGAUCAUGCCAUCGACAACGUCUGCGCCGAUAAACGCAGGAGCCACUGUCACAGAAAUGUCAUCAACUCUACCAAUCAAUAUCACGGAAAUCUCUUCGAGUUCGAUGAUCCCAACAACUCGGACAAACGAAAUGUCCAUUAACGAGACUAGUAGGUUCACGAGUAAACCUGACGACGAGAAUACCAUUUCAACGGAUUCUCUGAAAAAUCAGUCGUCGUCUAUCUCGAACGAGAUGGAGUCUACCGAAUUGCCAGUCACUACGACGACCGUUGCGGGUAAAAUCGGGUCGAUUGGACAAGAGACAACGACCACCACUGUAUCCUCGAAUACGAUGAUGAAUCGAAGGAAACGUAGUGACAGGAGCCCCAGGGGAUUCUUUUCUAGUUAUCCAGAUGAAGGGAUUUGGAUGCAGGACCUAGGCAUCUGGAAACCCUAUUCCACAAGUUUGAACGAGGCAUCCGUCAGAGACUCGACAGAGAUAUCGUUUUUAGUAAACGGUUGCGACGUCUCUUCCGUUACAGCCUCAAGAUACUUCGCCGUUUUACCUUUUGCCUAUUUCCCAUCGCUGCACGCGGUCGCCCUUGAGUUUCCGCUUGAUGAUCCUAGAUACAAUAUCAUCCUCAUGAUGGCCACGGAUAGAAGGGACACGUACAGAUUGGCCAGAGAUCUCGGCGGGAAGUCGUUAAGACUGUUGCGGAAGCAGUUACAGGCCACUUGGGUCAGGGCCACCAUUCCGUCCUUCAUGUUGCGCGGUUUUGUCACACUGACGUCUUUCCUUCAAAGGUUGGGAAUUUUGGACGUGUUCGAGCCCAGAACAGCCGAUCUCUCGCCGAUGACACCUGACCUAGGUGUGUACGCUAGAGACGUGCAGCAGAGCAUCGGUGUGAACAUCAGAAAUUACAUGAAACCCGACAGGACCCAUUCUCGUGAGUCGUUCUAUCGCCCUACCGAUCCUCCAUUGAUCGUUCCACUUCGUCGGGAUUAUUACCGAUAUUAUCGUCAUCCAGGUAAUGGAUUAUUCGAGAGGGCAGGUCCAGUGCCAUUUACAGUUGUCCAUCCGUUCCUCUACUUCAUCGUCGACGCGGAAACCUCGGUGGUUCUGAUCGCUGGUCGUGUCAACGAUCCACUCAAUUCGCGAAUUUUGUAGAACCUCUACUUGGGAACAGAAUAGACGAAUCCCGGGUAAUAAUAAUAAACAUACGUUUAUUUGACAUACUUAUAAAUAUUGUUAUAUAUAUCUAUAAACAAUUACACAUAUAUAUAUUUAUAUUUAUUAAAUCUUUCCUAGUUUGCACACACCUACCUUUAAGUACACGAUGUACGUCUGUACAAAAAUAUCCGUACUUUGUAAAUAAAGAAUUGGAGAGAGAAUGGAGAGAGAGAGAGAGAGAGAGAGAAAAGGAAUGGAGAGAAAAGGAGGGAGAGAAAGAAAGAGAGAAUUUUAAUUUAAUUCUUGGAUUAAUAGAGGAUAUUUAGAGGCGAUGGGCAAGAAUUUAGCAUUUUACAAAAUUCGCUAUACAACUUGGUAGAUAAAUGCAUAAUCAUGGGCUUGCUGUUGAAACUGCCGAUAUCUUUCAAUUAUUAAUAUAAUUUUCCGCAGGCCUUUUCAACGUCAAGCCAAUUUUCAACUUGAUUCUUUUUUAUAUAUUCAUGUACAAGUUGGCAAAAAUUGACAGACGAGCCAACAGUUCGUUCAAAAAAAAAA
Molecule: messenger RNA, 3632 nt
Organism: Apis mellifera (honey bee)
Lineage: Eukaryota; Metazoa; Arthropoda; Insecta; Hymenoptera; Apidae
Product: flocculation protein FLO11
Exons: 7
Coding region: 657-3074 (805 amino acids)
Molecular function (GO): serine-type endopeptidase inhibitor activity
Source: RefSeq, a predicted model, not a curated record